AUGGCUUCAUUAAGGAUAAAGUCCAUUUUCUUGACUUUGGCUUUAAUCCUAACAGUUCAACGACCUCUCUCUACUGAAGGCAUUGGUGUCAACUUUGGGAGGAAUGGUGACAAUCUUCCAUCCCCUCAAAAUGUUGUAGGCCUUUACAACAAAUGUGGCAUUAAGCUUCUAAAACUUUUUGAGCCAAGUCCUGAUAUAUUAGAAGCAUUAAAAGGUUCUAACAUACAAGUGAGUCUUGGAGUAAGAAAUCAAGAUUUGCAAAGCUUAGCAUCAACCAAAGAGGCUGCUAACCAAUGGGUCAAUACUAAUGUUGCACCUUACAAAGGUGGUGUAAAUUUCCAAUGGAUUGUAUUGGGAAAUGAGAUUAUUCCAGGUGCUCAAGCAAGUUUUGUUACUCAAGCCAUGCAAAAUAUUAAAGAUGCAUUAACUUCCAUUGGCUUAACUGAUAUUAAAGUGACCACAUCAUUUUAUAUGCAAGGACUUGCAUCGUCUUACCCUCCAUCUGCAGGUGCAUUUACUAAUGAUGUGGUGAAUGUUAUGAAAGAUGUUACUGCUUAUCUACAUCAAACUGGAGCACCCCUUAUGGUUAAUGUGUACCCUUACUUUGCUUAUGCAUCAAAUCCAAAAGAUAUUAAGUUAGAAUAUGCCACAUUUCAAGCAGUAGCUCCUGUAGUGGACGGUGAAUUGAGUUAUACUAAACUUUUCGAUGCAAUGGUUGAUUCAAUUUACGCAGCAUUGGAAAAAAUAGAUGCAAAAGAUGUUUCUCUAAUCAUUGGAGAAACUGGUUGGCCUGCUGCAGGGAAUGACCCUUACACAAGUAAGGAAAAUGCCAAGACAUAUAACACAAACUUGAUUCAAACAUUUGCAGAGUGGUAA
Molecule: messenger RNA, 876 nt
Organism: Medicago truncatula (barrel medic)
Lineage: Eukaryota; Viridiplantae; Streptophyta; Magnoliopsida; Fabales; Fabaceae
Product: glucan endo-1,3-beta-glucosidase
Exons: 2
Coding region: 1-876 (291 amino acids)
Biological process (GO): carbohydrate metabolic process
Molecular function (GO): hydrolase activity, hydrolyzing O-glycosyl compounds
Source: RefSeq, a predicted model, not a curated record